GAAAUAAUCAGUUGAUCAUCAAAGGCAGAUUCCAGCAAAAACAAAUUGAAAAUGUUCUUAGGCGAUAUAUCAAGGAAUACGUUACCUGCCACACUUGCCGCUCCCCUGACACAAUCCUCCAGAAAGAUGCUCGACUCUAUUUCCUGCAGUGCGAGCAGUGUAACUCCCGAUGCUCUGUUGCACCCAUCAAGUCUGGUUUCCAGGCCGUGGCCAACAAGCAACAGAGACAGGCCAUCAGAGCCAGCAAGAAUUAGCAUCCAA
This is a messenger RNA of Penaeus monodon (black tiger shrimp), 261 nucleotides long. RefSeq names its product eukaryotic translation initiation factor 2 subunit 2-like. The record is from RefSeq and is a predicted model, not a curated record. Gene Ontology annotation, biological process: translational initiation; formation of translation preinitiation complex; formation of cytoplasmic translation initiation complex. Gene Ontology annotation, cellular component: eukaryotic translation initiation factor 2 complex. Gene Ontology annotation, molecular function: translation initiation factor binding; translation initiation factor activity; mRNA binding. NCBI's taxonomy places the organism in Eukaryota, Metazoa, Arthropoda, Malacostraca, Decapoda, Penaeidae.